Bacillus rossius redtenbacheri is the source of this 879-nucleotide messenger RNA. RefSeq lists its product as uncharacterized. Bases 74 to 793 code for a protein of 239 amino acids. NCBI's taxonomy places the organism in Eukaryota, Metazoa, Arthropoda, Insecta, Phasmatodea, Bacillidae. The record is from RefSeq and is a predicted model, not a curated record. The transcript has 3 exons.
AAGACUGGAGCGACCCAAGAGACUAGACAUCUGUGGUCCAGUCGUCGACUCGUUGGAAGCAACACUGCCAAGAAUGAUGAAGCUCUUAUUCGUAAGCACAGCCACCCUGUUGCUGGUGAUGGCGGCCGGACAAAAGACCGACACUGCAAAGAAGCCGAAGCAGAUAUGGCCGAUGGAGUAUCUUCUCAACAAGGCUUCCAGGGACAUAGGCUCGGAGGAGCUGAACGCGACUGUAGAGGCCUCCAACCGCACCCGAGCCAACGACACCAGCGCUCAGCCUAAGCAUUCCUUCUUAGAAGAUGACCUCUACAACUCGGACCCGCAGGCGAGAUCAGCCCUGUCGGUCAUUGGAUCACUCCUCCCCCAAGCCAUCCCCUUAGUAGUGCCGGCUGUAAAGGAUCUCUACAACCGUAUCUUCGGCAGGGACGCCCUGGCGCUGCAGUCUGCCGGCGCCGAACAGGACCUCAUGUCCUUGCUGCCCUUCAUCGUCACCGCAGAGCAGGGCGGUAUCUCCUACCUCGCCAAGCCGUCUGCUCCUGGCGUGGUCGCCUCUCCCGGGGUGCCGUACAUCUACCACGUGUCCUCGCCUGCCGCCUACCAGCCUGCCUACCAGCCCGCCUACCAGCCCUACCAGCCAUACCAGCCCUACCAGCCCGCCUACCAGCCUGCUGUCUCCCUGCUGGCGCCCUCUCUCAGCCCUUCAGAGACCCGCCCCGGGGUGUCGCUCCAGCCAAUCACAUACAAGGCUAAGGGCCUAAGUAGGUGCCUUCAAUUUCCUGUCUUUAUUUGCUAGUGAGAUUACAAGAUAUAAUCUCCACUUGAAGAAAGAGAGAAUUCAUGUGUACUCGUGGUGGAAUUAUUAAAACGUGCUGAAUUCUA